CUGGCGACUAAAGCAUCUUCUUCGCAAUAGACGAUCUCUUCGGAGACGCGGCCGCUGACGUCACUUCCGUAAAGCGUUCCUCUCUCUCGCUCUCUCCUUCGUGAAGACGUCCAUGAGGAUCGUUUUACGACGCAGAAACCGCUCGCCUAUGACCUCACUACGACACUGACGGCAGUCGAGUGCGCGCCCUGGGUGUCAGCGCUCUCUUCUGAGUCGAGACCGACAGAGCGGGUGCUGCUCGGAGAUGCUGCUCCAUUAGCCUGUUGUUUUCGCCGCGGGAUCCGCCACGCCGUGCAUUAUGACCGACAGCAUCAUGAGCAAAGCUGCCACUAUGGAGAUUCCAAUUAACAGUAAUGGCGACACAGGAACGCUGGCAGAGGACGACAGCCUGGAGCAGGCUACAAAGCUGCAGUGGAGUUUAGCAGAGAAGGUAGGAGGCUCCAGAGGCAGCAGGGAUCUACAGCAGGUCAUGGUUUCGGGUCCAAAUCUCAACGAGACCAGCAUUGUGUCCGGGGGCUACGGGGGCACGACAGAAGGUAUCAUUCCCACCAGCUCAAUCAAAGGUCCGGCGGUGCGCUACAACACAGGCUUUAACAGGCACAUCCCUCUAACAGGAAUAGGGCCCGGCAUGCAUCACAGCAGCAGCAGCAGCAGCUCCUCCAUGGCUGGUGAGGAAGCGACCAGAGGUGUGGCGGUGGAAAAACUGGAGUCGGUCAAGAAGUGGAGUCUCAACACAUAUAAGUGCACCAAGCAGAUGAUCUCUGAGCGCUUCGGGCGAGGCUCUCGCACCGUGGACCUGGAGCUGGAGGCUCAGAUCGAGGUGUUGAGGGACACCAAGCGUAAAUACGAGAACGUGCUGAGACUGGCGCGAGCUCUGACCACUCACUUCUACAACAUGGUGCAGACGCAGCACGCGCUGGGCGACACCUUCGCUGACCUCAGCCAGAAGUCUCCUGAGCUGAGGGAUGAGUUUGGCUACAAUGCAGAGACUCAGAAGUUGCUCUGCAAGAACGGAGAGACUCUACUGGGUGCCAUCAACUUCUUUGUGUCCAGCAUCAACACGCUGGUCAACAAGACCAUGGAGGACUCGCUGAUGACCAUCAAGAUGUUUGAGAACGCCAGACUGGAGUUUGACGCCUACCGAUCAGACCUGGAGGAGCUGGGUCUGGGGCCCAGAGAUGCUGUGGCCAUCGCCCGCAUCGAGGCUGCGCAGGCCCAGUAUCAGAUCCACAAGGACAAGUACGAGCGCCUCCGCUCCGACGUCACCAUUAAACUCAAGUUCCUAGAAGAGAAUAAGGUGAAGGUGAUGCACAAACAGCUCCUGCUCUUCCAUAACGCCAUCUCUGCGUACUUUGCUGGGAACCAGCAGCAGCUGGAGCAGACACUGCAGCAGUUCAGCAUCAAGCUGAAGCCUCCGGGAGCGGACAAGCCUUCCUGGUUAGAAGAGCAGUAGGCGGUUCACAGGGAAGCAGGUCCGGCUCAUGAAGAUGCAGGAGGAAGUGGUGGAGCUGAGGGUCGACGUGUGGCCGUCAGUGCCUCUUGCUGCCUCUCACGCUUGUCCUCCCUGUCCCUCCUCCUCCUCCUCCUCCUCCUCCUCCUCUCCUGUCUCAACCCCUUUAACAACAACAACAACAACCACCGUCUCAUGGAGGAGAGAAGGUCGCUGCAUCACUGGACCCUUUUUCAUGUGAAGGACGUGUCCACUUCUCUAAUCGCUGUACAUUCAAAGUAUAAUGUAUGUAUAACGAGUCCUUUUUUAAAUGUGCUCGAGAGUCUAUUGUAGUUUAGAACUUGAAUAAUAUUCCCCAGCUUCUGACAACGUGCUGCACCUGCGUGGACAAGACUGUGAGAAGCCGCUGUAUGCAACCACGGCCACUGCCACGUCUCCACCUUCGCCCGCCAGAGACGUCCGCUUGCAACUCCACGACUCAAACGCAGCGCUGUGUGAAUGAGGCAGAGCCGUCCCGCGUGGGACCGUCCCGUGUGGGACAGGUGUCCGCGGUGCUGAAUCAUUGUACAGUGAAAGAAAUGUGCUGCACCUGCUUUACAUUUAUGUUGGCACCGACAAGCAAGGAGCCCGGACCUGAGCUCGCGAAAGACGCGUCCUGGCUGCGGUGUCCGAACUCCACCGGUCCUUUUCUAGGCUCAUGUGGAACCUGACUCUGGCAGAAAGGAAACUUGGCGCGUCAGCGCCACCUUGUGUUCAGAGACGCUGCAUGCAACUGUCAAUGGUGCACCCUUUUUCUUCUACAUCGUGUACACGUCCAUCAGAGUCCGGUAUCGUCUUGGGAAUAUGGCGACCCAGUCGUCAUGUCCGGAUCUCCUCGACAGUCGUCAGGUGCCCCGCAGGGUGAAAACAUGCCCGAGCCUGGGACCGCUGUGCAUGUGCGCGUCAGCUGACCGGGACUCGGACGCAGCUGAGCAGAGUGGGAGGAGGUCGCUCCACUGAAGACGGGACUGACGCUCUCCUUCACUCACUCCCUGACGGCCUUCUUUUCGUCCUGAAGCGGCGUGUGACGGGUCAGACAGUUUGUUGGUGUGCCGUCGCUGUUUCCCGGGUGCCGCACGUGUUGCGUGACGUGGUUCUCGGCCUCCGUUCCUCACAUUAAAGAGCGGUUUUUCCAGUGAUAA
Synchiropus splendidus (mandarinfish) is the source of this 2631-nucleotide messenger RNA. RefSeq names its product ADP-ribosylation factor interacting protein 2b (gene arfip2b). The coding region runs from base 299 to 1453 and encodes 384 amino acids. Gene Ontology annotation, biological process: intracellular protein transport; regulation of Arp2/3 complex-mediated actin nucleation. Gene Ontology annotation, cellular component: trans-Golgi network membrane. The transcript is spliced from 10 exons. The record is from RefSeq and is a predicted model, not a curated record. NCBI's taxonomy places the organism in Eukaryota, Metazoa, Chordata, Actinopteri, Syngnathiformes, Callionymidae. Gene Ontology annotation, molecular function: protein domain specific binding; phospholipid binding.